UUGCAGUUGUAUCAAAAUCGUCUAAUACAGCCGUUGAUAUUGCUUUGCUUUUGCUUGAAGGUUGUUCCACAGUAACUAACAUUGUAAUGAAAACUCCUAAGACUUUCCUACUUAACCAAUACCAACAUUCAGAUCCUCUUCCACUAGCAGGUCUUCCACCUCCACCUGCUGACGAUGGUGCAGGAUUACGAAUACCUCUACCUCUAGCGGAUGAGGGUGGUGGUCUAGCAGGACGCCCAACGCCAGG
Acaulospora morrowiae is the source of this 247-nucleotide messenger RNA. The record is from the annotation of a GenBank genome assembly. Lineage: Eukaryota; Fungi; Glomeromycota; Glomeromycetes; Diversisporales; Acaulosporaceae.